GAUGGUCAAUAUAAUUAGUAACAGUCCGGGCGGGAGGAUCCCGCUCCGAGUUGUUCAAGAAUCCGAUACUGGUAACCUAACCUUCACUUUCUUCGGUCUUGCUGUUGGAAUCGUACACUCGUUCAAGUUCAAGCCAUUCCUUUCAAGUUCUUCUCCUAGAGAAAACGUUAAAAAUGAUUCCUACUCGCAUAUUUUUUGCCCUUCUCGCAAGCGGUCUCUUACAGAAUGUCGUUGCACAGACGUCACUGUACAUCCCGGGCUUUGAUCCUCAGCCCAUAUCUGCCAAUGAAGUUGGCGUUGGGGAGGAUGGUCGCACGACUUGGCAACUCCAACCUGGUGUUACCAGUGGAUCUUUCGACGAUUUCGGCCUCAUUGGCACUGCGACGCUUAUUCAGGGUCCCAACGAUAUUCAGGUCAUAUAUAAUGGUGCCGGUUUGGACCUGAACGAAAAUUGUGCUAUCAAUGGCAAUCUGGCAGACUGCACAGUGGUCGCUGCGGUAGAUGGAACCACUAGCACUGAUUUUGUCACGGAGACUGUUGCUCCUUUCGAAAUCCAGGGUGGACCAGCUUUGACUUCGGGAGGUAGCGUCCCUAGUGUGACCUCCUCCCCCACCUCUGGAGUUCCUUCAGGCACAAGUGCAUCCGGAGGGUCACAGGCGGGAUCGACUCCAUCUGGAGGUGCUUCCCAAACGUCCGCCCCUCCUGCUGGUAAUACUGCGCCCGGCGAUAAUAGUGGGGCCGUCAAAAUGGGCAUGUCUUAUUUGGUUUGGGUUGCAAGUGGGGUGGCUCUACUAGUUUUGGGAUAAUAGUUUUCUAUACUAUAUCUAUUGCAGGUGAUAUAUCCGGUAUAAAAUAUGAAUCCUCCGGGAUAUAGCAGAUGUGUUGUCAUUUUCUUUUUGCACAAGAUGUCUCUAGUUAAUGAGUCGCGUAAACAGGCUUUGUGACGCGUCGCGUUGGAGAUGUGACGCUUCGUGACUGUACGCGCACUGUGACAC
Messenger RNA from Somion occarium, 995 nucleotides. The record is from the annotation of a GenBank genome assembly. Lineage: Eukaryota; Fungi; Basidiomycota; Agaricomycetes; Polyporales; Cerrenaceae.